UAGCAUGUAUAUAAAGCCCGUGCAGGUGGCAGCCUUCCCCUCACCACCGUCGCCAACGCCAAGAACCACAACACAGACCACACAGGGAGGACGACGAAGGCGACCGCGCCGGCGCGACGCGCCAUGGCCAUGGCUCGCUCCGUGGCGCACCUCUUCUUUCUCCUCCUCCUCGUCUCCACCGCGCCCGCCGUGCGUACCAUCCCCGACGCCGCCGCCGCCGCCGCCGGCGGAAACAACAAUAACAUCCAGGAGGCGUGCAGCAGGACGCUGUUCCCCAAGGUGUGCGUGCAGGCGCUCAAGGACAACCCGGAGUGCCAGGGCGGCGGCCCCGCCGUCACGCCGCGCCGCCUCGCGGAGCUGCUGGUGUACGUCUCCGCCGAGGUGGGCAUGACGGUGGCGGCGUUCGCGCACCACGAGCUCAACGGCAUCAAGGACGACGUGCUGUACAAGUGCCUCGACACCUGCUCCGAGGACAUCGAGGAGGCCGUGGCGCACCUCAGCGCGCUCUCCCGCGACUUCUCCGACGCCAAGUUCCUCGAGGUCAAGUCCUGGCUGUCCUCCACGCUCGGGGGCACCUCCACCUGCGAGGACGCCUGCAAGGACGCCCCCGUCAGCGACAUCAAGAACGCCUGCGUCACCAAGAGCUUCGAGUUCGAGAAGCUCCUGCGCGUCACGCUCGACCUCAUCACCGAGGCUUCCGGCUCCAUGUCCGCCGCUGAGGUCGCCCUGCCGCCCUCCGGCGGCGGCGCCAGCGCGCCGUCGUCGUACGACGCGGCGGCGCCGUCGUCCGGAGGUUACGGCCCGUCCGCUGGUGGCGCCCCCGCCAGCGGAUCACCGGCACCGGCCCCGGGGAAGAGUACUGCUUCCGACGACGCGGACGCGACUGCAUGAUCGAACGACGCACACGCACGCCUUAUGUGACAAGGAUUUUGUUCUUUCCAUCCCACAAAUUUCCAUAAGUAUGCCAGUUUAGAAUUAGAGUUAUUUGGAGGGUCGAGCUGCAUAUAAUUGUUAAUUGAUGCAAAUAUAAUGAGGCCAGAAAAUGGCACAUAGGCCUUAGCUGAGUGUGUUUUGUUAUUAUUAUUACUACUUUUUGAUGGGAUGGGUUGAAGGAUUCGAUGUAGCAUUGAUGUUUUCUUUUGCGAAAAAUGUAACAUUCAUGUUAGCUAUGUUACUUUGACAUGUUGCAGCAGUAAA
This is a messenger RNA of Sorghum bicolor (sorghum), 1197 nucleotides long. RefSeq names its product pectinesterase inhibitor. Lineage: Eukaryota; Viridiplantae; Streptophyta; Magnoliopsida; Poales; Poaceae. Bases 124 to 891 code for a protein of 255 amino acids. Gene Ontology annotation, molecular function: enzyme inhibitor activity. Gene Ontology annotation, biological process: negative regulation of catalytic activity. The transcript has a single exon. The record is from RefSeq and is a predicted model, not a curated record.